CUGCAAUGGCAACUCCCUCUCCAGCAAAGAGCAUGGGUGACCCUGGCAUCACCCCACUGUCACCCUCACACAUUCAGGUAAGAAACAUACCAUGGAAUAUUCUGUGUGGAGAUAAGUGCCGAAUGAAGUCAAACAACUCCAUUACUUUGUUAUGAGAGAUUGGUAGGCGAGAUUGGUAGGCGAGAUUGGAAUGAGAGAUUCACCACACGUCUUUUUAACUCAUCAACUAGCCAUCGGCUUUUCCAUCCAGAAUAAUUCACACAUCUCCUUAAACGUUCUCCAUUUGUUGACUCCAGUUUUCUGUCCUCUCCACCUCAGCAAAAUGACACGGACUCGAAUGCCAACACGGGACCUUCGUUCGUUGUGGUGGUUGCUAUCGACUUUGGCACCACUUCCAGCGGCUAUGCUUACGCCUUCACUAAGGAGCCAGAAUGCAUUCACACCAUGAGGUGAGCCAAGCCAACGCUGCAAUGCAGUCCCUGGUAGCAGGAGGAGAGAGAGCGAUUGAAGGAGUCAUAGGGAGGUGCGCUCAGGUCAGGCUGUUCUUUUCUGUAGCAGUUGUCUGGCAGGUGAUGCAGAAGAGAUAGCUAAUAAUGAUAAGAAUGCAUAGUGCUACUUUCUGUUCUUAGCCCUUAUCUAGGCGUAAUCAUACCAGAAGGGUUGCUGAUAGCCAGGUUAAAGUUGUUCAUCAAAGUAUUGCUCCUCAAAUUCAUUGUCAUCAAAUGGAGAUGUAUAGGGCACAGAGGCUUCUAACUGAAUUCCAAUGAUUGUCUUUAGAAGUCAGAUGAAAGAGUGUUUGCUCCCUCUCACCACUUAUAUGCCUCAUUGGCAGUCGUCAUGGCCCCAGUCAGUGUAAUGGUCCUGUUAGCGCUGGGAGGGGGAGCUGGUUCACUGAGCUGAGGAACCAGCUGGACUACAGUCCUGAGAUCCUCUGACCCAUAAAACACUAAGUUCAACUCUCUCCCCUGUGUGUGCCAGGCACCAGGGCCAACCUCCAUACAGUACAUUGCAGUCCCUCACAAAACUGACAGGUGUUUAUAUGGUUUCAUGCACUAGUUUUAGGGGCCCUAUUUGAACUUUGAGUUCAUGGAUAUCUUAGAGAAGGGGUGGCCAAUCUUAUCGGUAAAAGGCCAGUGUGGUUGCAGGUUUUUGUUGAUUUUAAUAAUUUUUCAAUUCAUAGCUAAACUUGUUGAUUUAACUGGCAAUCACCAAUAGUUAUAAGGAGUUUUCCAUAGAGAAACCAUGUCUGUAAACUCUAUAUACAACUUGUUACAGUUUUAUGCAUGACUCUCGAUCAAAAUCAGCACUUUCCCUCUUGCAAAAUAUGAACAGAAAACAGGUAACACUUUCUAGCACCGAAAAAUCACAGUCAGCGGUGAAACUCUUAAAUUCUGUAGCAGUUUUAAAACGUUGGUUGGUUAGACUAGUAGGUAGAACAGUAACACUAGCCCCUACACAGAGAUGUAGAAAUUAUGUCCUGAAUAACAUACAACUCUUUCUAUGUCUUUGUUCUAAAUAAAAUCAUUAAUGUCACAUCCUUAGGGUGAUGAAACACAGAGACACACAGAGAGACCCAGACUGAGAGAAGCAUCUAUUGGGGAAUCCUCUCCUGUCAUUAACUCCAGACAUCAGAUAACAGUUGAGCAAUAUAUUUUUACAAGUACUACUAGACCUUGCAGUGAAAACACCCAGAGCUCUAAGAUUAUUUAGUUUGGAUUUAACCAUCUUCUCCAAAUCCUUACAUAAACAUUGGCUUCUCAGGAUGAGCCCUCAGACUGGAUCUGUAAAGUUUGCCCAUACCUCAAAUGAACUCUUUUGGGGUGCUGUAACAUUUUAGUUUUCACAUGAUAGAGAUUUCAGGGUAGAACUCCUCUUUGAAUAGAGGAGGAAUGCAUUGGUGUAUUGAUAGUGAGCAUCAGCAAUUUGCGUCUCUAUGACAUAGACAUUAGUAUUCAUCCCCUGUCCUCACUGUAGCUGGCCCUCACAAUGGAGCAGGAAUCCAAUUGCAUAGCUAAACACUCAAACCAAUAGAAAACCAACUUGAGACAAAAACAGCUAUUCCAAAAUGGCUGCCAGUUCCUGAAGUUCCUCAAUAACUUCCCAACACUCUUACUCUUUCAACUGACAAUAUUUUUUGGUGUGUUGAUUUUUUUAGAUAGAAUUUCUGCUCCUGCUAAGUUUUGCAGUAAGCCAUCCUUUAUUUAGUAAUAUGUACUGUAUGUGCACUAAGGCUUUUAGAUUGUGAUUGUCAGAGAUCUGACCUCUGGCUACCCACUGCUCUAAAUGCCAGUCUUACAGACUGUACGCACAGUGAAAAUAAAUGCAUAAUUUACAGACUCUCAGUCCUUAAUGCAUUAUUCAGUGAGCUGUUAAUUCAGUAAGGCAUAUUCCAGUCCAGACCAUGUAAGGUCAUGUUAUACAGUAGGCUAGCUAUUUUUCACCUGUCAUGUUCGUACAUGUAGAUCAGUUUAGCUAUACUGUGAAAUUAUUUGCAUUCAGCAAAAAGUUUAAAUCACAACCAUGUUUUAAUUUCUGUUACAAUGACUAACACGCAGAUGCAGUCACAUUGAGGCUAUGUUGUUGCAAUGUUGAAUCAUGUGACAGAAUGAGUUUUGAAUAAAUAGGCUUCAGGUCUGGAUUGUUGGAUUGUAUCAAAUUACCAUGUUAAUUAGUAACCAAGCAUAGAUUAGGGCUGUCACGAUCGUCUAAAACAGGAGACCAAGGCGCAGCGUUGCGAGUGAACAUGAUGACUUUUAAUUAGAAAAGCACGUCAAUACAAAACAAAAGACGAAAGUGAAGUCCAACAGUAACAAAGACUAAACUUGGAACAAAAACCCACAAUGCCCACAGGAAAACAUUCAGAUAAAUAUGGCUCCCAAUCAGAGAUAACGAGCCGACAGCUGACACUCGUUACCUCCGAUUGGGAGUCACACGACACCACAAUUAACACACCCAAAACACAACCAACCGAAUACACCCUUACAACCAACCCCACAACAAAUACCCAACAAAACAAAUACACCCUGGCUCAAAUCCAAAAGUCCCGGAGCCAGAGUGUUACAGUACCCCCCCCUAAAGGUGCGCACUCCGGGCGCACCAGCAUACAGUCUCGGGGAGGGUCUGGGUGGGCGUCUGUCCACGGUGGCGGUUCUGGCCCUGGUCGUGGUCCCCACCCCACCUUAGUCACCACCCGCUUCCCUAGCCUCCUCCACAUGACCACCCUCCAACUUACUCCACCUGGAUUUAGGGGCAGCACCGGGCUAAGGGACAGCACCUGGCUAAGGGGCAGCACCGGACUAAGGGGCAGUACCGGACUAAGGGGCAGCACCAGGAUAAGGGGCAGCACCGGGCUAAGGGACAGCACCGGACUCAAUGGCGGAUCCUGGCUGGCUGGCUCUGGCGGAUCCUGGCUGGACGGCUCUGGCGGAUCCUGGCUGAACGGCUCAUGGCUGGCUGAAGGAUCUGGCUGCUCAUGGCUGGCCGACGGAUCUGGCUGCUCAUGGCUGGCCGACGGAUCUGGCUGCUCAUGGCUGGCCGACGGAUCUGGCUGCUCAUGGCUGGCUGACGGAUCUGGCUGCUCAUGGCUGGCUGACGGAUCUGGCUGCUCAUGGCUGGCCGACGGAUCUGGCUGCUCAUGGCUGGCUGAAGGCUCUGGCUGAUCCUGUCUGGCGAAAGGCUCUGGCUGAUCCUGUCUGGCGAAAGGCUCUGGCUGAUCCUGUCCGGCGGAAGGCUCUGGCUGAUCCUGUCUGGCGGAAGGCUCUGGCUGAUCCUGUCUGGCGGAAGGCUCUGGCUGAUCCUGUCUGGCGGAAGGCUCUGGCUGAUCCUGUCUGGCGGAAGGCUCUCGCGGCUCCGGUCUGGCGGACGGCUCUGAAGGCUCAUGGCAGACGGGCGGCUUAUGCAGCGCUUGGCAGACGGACAGUUCAGACGGCGUUGGGCAGACAGGCAGUUCAGGCGCCGUUGGGCAGACGGGCAGUUCAGGCGCCGUUGGGCAGACGGGCAGUUCAGGCCCCGUUGGGCAGACGGCAGACUCUGGCCGUCUGAGGCGCACCGUAGGCCUGGUGCGUGGUGCCGGAACUGGAGGUACCGGGCUGAGGACACGCAUCUCAGGGCUAGUGCGGAGAGCAGCAACAGGACGCACAGGACUCGGGGAACACACAGGAGGCUUGGUGCGUGGUGUAGGCACUGGUGGGAAAAGGCUGGAGACACGCACCAUACAGCUAGUGCGUGGAGGAGACACAGGGCUCUGCAGACUUACAGGAAGCCUAGUGCGUGGUGUAGGCACUGGUGGUACUGGGCUGGAGCGGGGAGGUGGCGCCGGAAAUACCGGACCGUGCAGGCUUACUGGCCCCCUUGAGCACUGAGCCUGCCCAACCUUACCCGGGUUGAUGCUCCCCGUCGCCCGACCAGUACGGGGAGGUGGAAUCACCCGCACCGGCCUAUGUGGGCGAACCGGGAACACCAUGCGUAAGGCUGGUGCCAUGUAAGCCGGCCCGAGGAGACGCACUGGUGGCCUGAUGCGUUGGGCCGGCUUCAUGACAUCCGGCUCAAUGCUCAAUCUAGCCCGGCCGAUACGUGGAGCUGAAAUGUACCGCACCGGGCUAUGCCUGCGUACAGGAGACACCAUGCGCUCUACUGCGUAACACGGUGUCUGCCCGUACUCUCGCUCUCCACGGUCAGUCCAGGGAGUAGGCGCAGGUCUCCUACCUGACUUCGCCACACUCCCUUUUAGCCCCCCCCCAAGAAAUUUUUGGGUAGUACCCACGGGCUUCCAGCCUCGACUCCGUUGUGCCUCCUCAUACCACCUCCUCUCGGCUUUAGCUGCCUCCAGCUCUUCACGAGGGCGGCGAUAUUCUCCCGGUUGUGCCCAAGGACCCUUUCCAGCCCGUAUCUCCUCCCAUGUCCAUGAAUCCUUUGGAGGCGUCCAUAAAUCCUGUGUAGGUUGGUCCUGUUGCCGCUUGACACGCUGCUUGGUCUUUUGAAGGUGGGUUUUUCUGUCACGAUCGUCUAAAACAGGAGACCAAGGCGCAGCGUUGCGAGUGAACAUGAUGACUUUUAAUUAGAAAAGCACGUCAAUACAAAACAAAAGACGAAAGUGAAGUCCAACAGUAACAAAGACUAAACUUGGAACAAAAACCCACAAUGCCCACAGGAAAACAUUCAGAUAAAUAUGGCUCCCAAUCAGAGAUAACGAGCCGACAGCUGACACUCGUUACCUCCGAUUGGGAGUCACACGACACCACAAUUAACACACCCAAAACACAACCAACCGAAUACACCCUUACAACCAACCCCACAACAAAUACCCAACAAAACAAAUACACCCUGGCUCAAAUCCAAAAGUCCCGGAGCCAGAGUGUUACAAGGGCUUUAUAGAGCAUGAUCAUGAAACACUAUGAUGUGAUUUGGAGUGGAGCAGAAUUUUCAAAGAGGAUCAUGAUACCCAUAGGGUUGUGGACAUACCAUCUAGCAUGAUGAUGAUUAUGGUCAUGGUGAUGACAAUGAUCAUAAUGAUGAUGAUGAAGAACAUCUGAACUAUCAAUGAUAAACUCGGAUUGUGCGCAAAAGAGCCCAAGAUAAUCUCCAUCAUAAUUUAGAUUAGCAGUGAGCAUCCAGUGGUUUCCCCCAAAUGUUCCAAAUGAGUCCAUCACAGCAGGCUUCUCCCCCAGUGAGACAGACCCAUAAUCUCAUCAGGGCACUUAGCAAACAUAUACUCAUCUCCAAGGAAACCAAACUAAUUAUAGUUAGCCUUCAUUUGCCCAGAACUAGUGUAGCUCAAUUAGCGUGUAGGUCAGGUUCAGAAAGCCAUUAGACUGACAACGAGGCACUGAUGAGGACACACUACUUGAAUGUGUGUGAUUAACCUUGGACAUGUCUGUUGUCUUUUAGUUCAGGUUGGAAUAUUGACAGGAUACAUCAAUGCUUUUAUGCAUUCCAUCUUAUUGAGCCAUAUUGAACCCUUUGACAAAAAUAGAGAAAAUGCACUGUAGGGAAUUGUCUGGGCCUUUAAUAAUUGACCAGUAUCAUUCGCAAGUAGGCCUACUUAGUUUUCAACCAGUUGUUUCAACAGAUGAAAGAUAGAUCCCACUGGGCACACACUGGUUGAAUCAACGUAAUUUGUCAACGUAUUGUGACGUGGAAUCAACGUGGAAAAUACAUUGGAUUUGAAAAAAAGUCAUCAACCAGUACUGUUUUCAUCUCAUUUGAACCAGCGUUGUAAACAUUGAAAUUAGGGUAAAACAUCAACUUAAAUACAUUGACUUAACCAAGUUGUUCAUUGGUUUAAAUGUUUUGUGGUCAUUCCCCAGACGCUGGGAGGGCGGCGACCCCGGAGUGUCCAAUCAGAAGACGCCUACCACCAUCCUCCUGACCCCGGACAGGAAGUUCCAUAGUUUUGGCUACGCAGCACGUGACUUCUACCACGACCUGGACACUACCGAGUCCAAGCACUGGCUCUACCUGGAGAAGUUCAAAAUGAAACUCCAUACAACUGCGGUAAACACACACUUCCCUUAUUACUCUCUGUCUGCCCUUGUGCAGGGCUGGCAGCUUGGUAGCCCUUGAUCAAGACUCUCAGUUCCAUUACAUUACACAAAGAGUCAUUGGACGAAGGCGUCUGCUAUACGGGGGAGUUUUGUUAAGAGCCCUGAUGCUCGGUUUGAACAUUAACACGCAUCACUUGUGGUACGGUUUUGGAAGCAUAAGGACCUUAUCUUUCAUAUCAGUGAGAAAUAAUAAUAAAUACAUAAAACGUUAAAUUGUUACACAGGGUUAGGGUUAGUGUUCCCAUACAGCCAUAUCUCCAUGUUAGUGUUUAUGGAAAACAGACGGAAGACAGAGUCGACUACCUGUGCUAAUUAGCUAUCUGCGUCUCCUAACACCUGUGUGUAAAUGUAAGACUGAAAAAUACUGUCGGCUGCAACUGUAUUAAAGCCGGUUAAAACAGUGUACAGUAAGUGUAUGUUUUGCAUUUAUGAAGUUAUUUUGAUGUGAUAUGAAACUAAAGGGAUUUAUGUUUCUAGAACCGUACCGCAAUUGAGAAUCGAUUCACGUUUAGAUGGCGUAUUUGGCUGUUUUGGCUUCCAGAGCCAAUUCGCCCUUUAAACAGAACAUGUAAGGUCCUUGGACUAUAAGGAGUAACGUUAGGCUCCUUUAGUCCAUUAUUGGGCUAGCAGCUUGGCUGCCCUGAGCUGACGUUGCAGCAAGCUCUUGAAGUGCUGUGUUCUGUGCCAAGUAAGAGAUAACACCGCCAGUAACUGUUGGCUCAGGCUACUGUUAUUGCACAUAUUUUACCAUAGAGGUACAAAUUGACAUUAUUUGGAUAAGGCUGAGUAUGUUGACUGGAUCUGUCUUAGUAUUUAUCAGUAGAUGUUUGUUGGGUGUUUAAAUUAAAAGAUUACGAUAAUGUUGAACUUUAGUUUUGUCUGUCAUCACUUCUUACCCCAAUCAGAAUCUCUCCAUCGACACAGAACUCCAUGCAGCCAAUGGGAAGAGAGUAAAAGCUAUUGAUAUUUUUGCAUACGCUCUGGCGUUCUUCAAGGAGCAAGCACUAAAGGUAAAGUAUUACCAGGUUCUACCUCAUGGUAUAUUACAUGCAAAAAAACAUGAGUUUCAUAUUGAAUGCAUGUAUCUUAUAUGAAUUAGAAAUAGCUCUUAAUGCUCAGCGAUAGUGCUGAUGUUAUGGUGGGUCAGGGAACAGAGAUGCCAUGUUUGAUGUGAUCCGGUGCAGGAGUUGAGUGACCAGGCGGGUGCAGAGUUUGACAAUGCAGACAUCAGAUGGGUCAUCACAGUGCCAGCCAUCUGGAAAAUGCCAGCCAAGCAGUUCAUGAGGGAGGCGGCCUACAAGGUGGGUUGGCCCCUGUCAAUCAACACAUGUCCAUGUGCACACGCAUGCAAUCACACAGGGAGGCACAUAUGCUCAUGCAUGCAUAUACACACACAGACACGCAUUGUAAGGUUGAAAGUCAAAUAUUCCUUGUUUCAAAUUACUGUCUGCUGUAUUCUGCUCAAACCAUCUAUCCCCCUCAGCGUAAAUGAUGCGUCCAUACAGUCUCGCCACUAGCUCUCGUUUGGCAGAGGUACUGCAAGUACUUGGGAGAGAAAGUGAUGACGGUGCAUGAUUAGCUUUACCACCCUGGCUGCUGCUGCUGCUGUGAUGUAUUACCUAUAGGAGAGAGGUUGGUGGCUGCUGUGGAGCUGCAGUGCCAGACAGUGACGACUACCCUCCCCCUCUCGCUCUCUCUCGCUCUCUUUCCUGUGUGGGGGCAGAGAGAGAAAGACUGAUCCACCACGACUGCAGUAGAGGAGAGGACAGAGAGGAGAGGGAGGGCAGCUGGAGGCAGCCACCAGGGAGAGGGAUAAUUUCAUCACUAAGAGUCGUCCCAAGAGAGAGAAUUUGAGGAUAAGACAGUGGGACAAGGGAUAGCAGGGAGAGUGUGCAUACUGAGGAUGAGAAUAGAGGAAGAGAAUUAAGUGUCUAUUGUGAGAAUUCUCAAUAGACUGUGAGGGGAGAGGAAAAUAAAUAUGACGAAUACCUUGGUUCUACAGAUCCCUACAAGACAGUAUACUGUAACUCCAAUGUAUACUAUUCCACAAUACAGACAUGCCAGCUUACAGCAUAGUAAGAGUGGGUGUGUGAGGAGGGAGGGGUGGAGGAGUGGGUGUGUGAGGAGGGAGGGGUGGUGGAGUGAGUGUGUGAGGGAGGGAGGGGGUGGUGGAGUGGGUGUGUGAGGAGGGAGGGGUGGAGGAGUGGGUGUGUGAGGAGGGAGGGGUGGUGGAGUGGGUGUGUGAGGAGGGAGGGGUGGUGGAGUGGGUGUGUGAGGAGGGAGGGCUGGAGGAAUGGGUGUGUGAGGAGGGAGGGGUGGUGGAGUGAGUGUGUGAGGAGGGAGGGGUGGUGGAGUGGGUGUGUGAGGAGGGAGGGCUGGAGGAAUGGGUGUGUGAGGGGGGAGGGGUGGAGGUACAGUACAUUAGUAUGUGUGAGAGAGGGUCUCAUGGGUGUGGCAGUCUGUCUGAGGCUGCGGCCGCCGGAUAGCGACUCCACCCUCCCCUCUGCAGUGAACAAAGAGGAUGGGCUGGAGAGAGAGAAGGAGGAGAGAGGGGAGAGAGAAAUAGAAGGAGACCGGGAAGGAGAGAUGGAGGAGAGGUUAAGACAGAGUGAGAGAGCGUGAUAUAUAGAGGGAGAGGAGAGACAUAGAGGGAGAGGAGAGACGGAGAGGAGAGAGGCUCUUUAGACUGCGCAUCUGCAGUGACUCAGCAUCCUCUGGCUGGAUCAUUUAUUACUGGUACUGGGAGAAACGGGACACCCCUACCUAACCCACGUCUCCCUCUCCUCCUUUCCUCUUCACUCUCCUCGACUCCUUCACCGCAACAUGCAGAUCUCACAGAGCAGAGGAAUGUGAUGCAAUGUUCAGCUUUUAUACUUUGCCUGUCUUUUUCUGUGUAUAUUGUGGACAGAAACACAAACCAGCCAGCACAGCAUGUGUUGAUUGAUAGGUCUUCAAGUUAAGGCAUUGUUUCAAGAAAUGUAAUAGCUUUUGGGAAUUCCUUUUAUGUUAGGAUUGCAUGAUUUAUCCCUUAUUCAAAUCUGUGGCCUGCCCAUGAGGCCAAUAUUUUUCCAAAAGCUAUUUAUCAUUUAGUAGUGAACUAGAUUAUGUUUUAGAUUAAUGAUGGUCGUGUUAAAUUGUUCCUUUUCAGCUGUAUAUGGUAUUUACACAGUAUUGUAUUACCGUAUAAGGGUAUGUAGAUGUUGUAACUUUGAUGUUACAAAAUUAAUUCAGCAAAUAGUUUGAUACUGACAGCCUUAUUGUCUUGCUUUCUAUUUUGAGGUAUCUUGAAUCCUUAGCAUACCCUGAAUACUUACCAAUGAGGGAUGUUCAUAGUAACUUACAAGACAGUUAUUCACAAUGCUGGAUUUAUUCGGGUCAUCUUUCUGAGACCUGUUAAGGAAAAAGCUGAUGUCCUGUAUUUCCUGUCUGUGCUCUGCCGUCCUCUAGGCUGGUCUGGUUCCCCGUGACAACCCAGAGCAGCUGAUCAUUGCCCUUGAGCCCGAGGCAGCCUCCAUCUACUGCCGCAAGCUCCGCCUCCACCAGAUGAUUGACAUUGGCACCAAGACCAACCAGAAUGGUUUCAGCCCCACUGAGAAUGUGGGGGCAGGGAUGACCCAGGGUAAAUCCCACCCCAGUCACCCCACAGGCCAAUCAGAAUAUGAGCAUCACAUUGAACAUCACAAUAAUAUACCAUGGUAACAUUUUGCAUCCCCCAUGUGGCGAUUUCAUACAGUAUGUGCCUCUCAAACUAAUCUUGGACUAUAGAUUGGUUAUUGGACGACAAGCAUGCUUAUAUAUAUAUUUUUUUUUUUGGGGGGGGGUCAUUUAACAGACGCUCUUAUCUAGAGCGACUUACAUUUAGUGAGUGCACACAUUAUUUGUUUUAUUUUUUAUUUAAUUUUUUUCAUACCCUCCGUGGAAAUCGAACCCACAACCCAGGCGUUGCAAACGCCAUGCUCUACCAACUGAGCUACAUCCAUGCCGGCCAUUCCCUCCCCUACCCUGGACGACGCUGGGCCAAUUGUGCGCCGCCCCAUGGGUCUCCCGGUCGCGGCCGGCCAUGACAGAGCCUGGAUUGGAACCAGGAUCUCUAGUGGCACUGCGCCACUCGGGAGGCUUAUCAUUCCAAAAAGUGUAAAAUCUGUGUUUUUGUCUGUAGAAUCAUUCUGGAUAACUUUUUCACGAUGGAGAGGUAGUGGUGGCCGGGGAAAACCGUCUUCCCGCUCAAGUCAGGUCACAGAUUUCUGCAGUGAUAUUGUAGGUUUGUUAUAGUGAUAUUGUACGUUUAUGUAAAAUGCUGCUAAUAGUCAAACAACCAGUGCCUUCAAUUAAUCUUAAACAUACAUUUCCUCUCAACGGAUAAUGUGUAUGGGACAAUAUCCUCAACCCUAACAUAACUUUUAUUUUCAUAUUCAGACACAAAAAAUGCAUGGACAAAUACAAAUCAUCACACUCCAUGUCUAUUUGCUUUUGUUUCUUUUUCCUAAAAUGUUCAUGAGCCCUUGAAUACAAUGGGAAAAUUGGCCUAUAACUUUUUGUAUUCAGGAUGUAGCAUGGGAACUGUACUGAUAUCUGAAUGUACAAAAGGUCAUUCAAAUACUAAAUAAUGCCACAUUAGAACUGGUCCAUAUUAUCCAAUGAAAUCCAAUCUCAUAUUUGACAGCAUGUGAAUCACCAAUCGCAAAUGACCAUAAACUCCCUCAAGCCUUUCCUCUCUCUCACUCAUCAAGUCAAAUCAAAUUUUAUUUGGCACAUACACGUGUUAAGCAGAUGUUAUUGCGGGUGUAGCGAAUUGCUUGUAAUUCUUGCUCCGACAGUGCAGUAAUAUCUAACAAGUAAUAUCUAACAAUUUCACAACAAAUACCCAAUACACACAAAUCUAAAUAAGGAAUGGAAUUUAAGAAUAUAUACAUAUAUGGACAAGCAAUGACAGAGCGGCAUGGACUUAGAUACAGUAGAAUAUUAUAGAAUAUAGUAUAUACAUAUGAGAUGAGUAGUGCAAGAUAUGUAAACAUUAUUAAAUCAUCAAUCUUUUGUUUCGGGAAAUAGUUUUGGUUCUCCAUAGAUCAUCUAAACCAGAGAUUGAGAAGCUUAGUGCCCUUCAGUCCUAUCUCUCUAUGCUGUUGACUAGGGAUAGGACAAAACGACACUCACAGAAGCAUUCACUUGCAUGAAUGGAAAUGAUUCAUCUCCCAUUUAUUUUAGUUUAACAGCUCACCUUAUGCGAAUUAAGGAGGUUGAACUUCUAUACAGAAGCUGAAGGCUAUUUUAUGUCCCUCAAAGCAAUGUUUCCUCCAUAAUAUUCUCCAUCCCGAAUUCUAUCAAAGAAAGACAGAUGGUAAUAAUGUGUCAUUUAUUUCCAUUUUCUCUUUUAGAGAGUGUAUCAACGUCUUUCAAAAGUCAUUUAUAGAGAUUGUUGAUCUUUGACAGCAGGGGACUGUGUAUUUCACCUAUAGUGUUGGUUCAAUUGAAGCAUUGUGUCAUCGACAUAUUCACUGAGGCUUGUGAAUAGUAAUAGUGUUCAAAGAAGUCCUAGACCUAUGUAAUAGGAGCUGGGAGCCCAUGGAACAUGGAUUGAAUCCAUUCUCCCAGGUGUCUGUGACCUUGGUGAGAGGCUGCCAUUUAUCCAAUGCGUCAAUUUAAAACGAUAGGCUCCAUUCCUUGAAUGCCAAGUAUUUUAUGUCAAACCGAUAAUUAGCUGAAUGUGAUUCAUUUGUUAUGGUUAUAUAGUAGUACUGUAGCUUUAGUUUGAAUUCGAUAUGAUUCGCCCACACAUAAGAACUGAGAUGAGAGAUGAUAUACUGUACUGUAUUCAUUAGUAUUGUUGAUGCUGAAUACUCACUGCAACAAUAUGAGAACAGUAUUUGCUCUGUAACUAGACACUUGUUACCUUACGGUUCUUGGAUGAAGUUAAUUGAUUUGAUGCAAUGUUCAUUGCCUCCAUCAUGGUUUACAAUGCUAAUCUCAUGCUGUUAUAGAGCGGAAGGCUAUUGGUGUCUCUUUGGAGCAGAUGUGUUCCUAUGUUUUUCUUUUAUAAACUCUCUAAUGACCUGCUUUAGUCUGCGUCUGGUCAGUUUAGGUCUGGGCCUAAAGCUAUGAUUAUGAGCACAUACUGUAAGACUUGCAGAGUUUGUAUUUAUCCUAUAUCUUUACAUUCCUGUAAAAUGCCGAGUUUGUUUUCGAAAAUGGUGCUCAAAGUAUCCCAAGUCUAAAUACUGGAUUUUAGAACCGGCGAGGACGAUGUAGCACCAUCCAAUGGAAAUAUCUUCUACUCUAUCAUCAGUCUUUCCAUAGUAAUUAUGAAAUAUUUAGUUGGUUUGAAAUAAACUCUGCGAUAAAUGGUCAGAUUGUGUGUGCCUUGCCUUCAGUAGCAAUGCAGAGGUCAGAGGUUGGACAAAAAGUCAAUGUCCCCUCCCUAAUGAUGGUGUUUCCAACAGGAUGUUACAACUCUUUUCCAACCGAGGUGUUUUUAUGUUGGAAGGGAAACCUACGGGAAGGGAAAGUGUACUCUCUGUCCAGCUGCUGCUGUUUCCUACUUACAUUAACUUUCCCAUAAUGGCCGAUCCUCUACUCGAGCAGCUUCCACCAUAGCUAACUCAUAACGUUCUCACAGCAUUCCUGGAAGGUUAUUUCUUCAUUGUGUUUUGACAUGUUGACGGAAGAGGUAAUGGUGACAUAGAUAGACCCCACUAUCACACCCUCCUGAGGACUAAUGGGAGUAGGAAAGUCCUCCUUCCCCUUCGUAUUGUUUCCACUCUGUUGGAGGAAAUGUCCUUCUGACAUCUUGGUUGAUGUGGUCAUGCUACUACUACUAUUGUCCUGUUUUCAACCAGUGAUUACAAGGUCCAUAUGCAAUUAAUGUCAUCAUUAGCCUGUAAGUACUGAUCAUAAGUGCAUUCUACAGUUCUGAACAUUUAGAGUAGAAUGUCAUUUCCUUGGCCAGUGUUCUCUCAUCCCUUUGCAGCUAACACAUUUUUUUCCCCAUAGGAAGAACAUUUCAUCAGCAUACACUACCGGUCAAAAGUUUUAGAACACCUAGAUUUUACAUUUUAGCAGAUGCUCUGAUCCAGAGCAUGAGCAAUUAGGGUUAAGUGCCUUGCUCAAGGGCACAUCGACAGAUUUUUCACCUAGUCGGCUCGGGGAUUAGAACCAGCGACCUUUCGGUUACUGGCACAACGCUCUUAACCACUAAGCUACCUGCUGCACCUACUCAUUCAAGGGUUUUUCUUUAUUUUUACUAUUUUCUACAUUGUAGAAUAAUAGUGAAGACAUCAAAACUAUGAAAUAACACAUAUGGAAUCAUGUAGUAACCAAAAACUUUUUAAACAUAUCAAAAUAUAUUUUAUAUUUGAGAUUCUUCAAAUAGCUACCCUGAAAUGCUUUUCUAACAGUCUUGAAGGAGUUCCCACAUAUGCUGAGCACUUGUUGGCUGCUUUUCCUUCACUCUGCGGUCCGACUCAUUCCAAACCAUCUCAAUUUGGUUGAGGUCGGGGGAUUGUGGAGGCCAAGUCAUCUGAUGCAGCACUCCAUCACUCUCCUUCUUGGUAAAAUAGCCCUUACACCGCCUGGAGGUGUGUUGGGUCAUUGUCCUGUUGAAAAACAAAUGAUAGUCCCACUAAGCCCAAACCAGAUGGGAUGGCGUAUCACUGUAGAAUGCUGUGGUAGCCAUGCUGGUUAAGUGCCUAAAUAAAUCACAGGCCGUGUCACCAGCAAAGCACCCCCACACCAUAACACCUCCUCCAUGCUUUAUGGUGGGAAAUACACAUGCGGAGAUCAUCCGUUCACCCACACCGCGUCUCACAAAGACACGACGGUUGGACUCCAGACCAAAGGACACAUUUACACAGGUCUAAUGUCCAUUGUUCGUGUUUCUUGGCCCAAGCAAGUCUCUUCUUCUUAUUGGUGUCCUUUAGUAGUGGUUUCUUUGCAGCAAUUCGACCAUGAAGUCGACCUCCUGAGUGACGCAGUGGUCUAAGGCACUGUAUCGCAGGGGCGGCGCACAAUUCGUCCAGGGUAGGGGAGGGAAUGGCCGGCAGGGAUGUAGCUCAGUUGGUAGAGCAUGGCUUUUGCAACACCAGGGUUGUGGGUUCGAUUCCCACGGGGGGCCAGUAUGAUUUAUUUUUUUAUGUAUGCACUCACUAACUGUAAGUCGCUCUGGAUAAGAGCGUCUGCUAAACGACUAAAAUGUAAAUGUAAAUGAAGGCCUGAUUCACGCAGUCUCCCCUGAACAGUUGAUGUUGAGCUGUGUCUGUUACUUGAACUCUGUGAAUAAUUUAUUUGGGCUGCAAUUUCUGAGGCUGGUAACUCUAAUGAACGUAUCCUCUGCAGCAGAGGUAACUCUGGGUCUUCCAUUCCUGUGGCAGUCCUCAUGAGAGCCAGUUUCAUCAUAGUGCUUGAUGGUUUUUGCGACUGCACUUGAAGAAACUUUCAAAGUUCUUGAAAUGUUCCGUAUUCACUGACCUUCAUGUCUUAAAGUAAUGAUGGACUGUCGUUUCUCUUUGCUUAUUUGAGCUGUUCUUGCCAUAAUAUGGACUUUGUCUUUUACCAAAUAGGGCUAUCUUCUGUAUACCCCCCCUAUCUUCUCACAAACACAUUAAGAAGGAAAGAAAUUCCACAAAUUAACUUUUAACAAGGCACACCUGUUAAUUGAAUUGCAUUCCAGGUGACUACCUCAUGAAGCUGGUUGAGAGAAUUCCAAGAGUGUGCAAAGCUGUCAUCAAGGCAAAGGGUGGCUAUUUGAAGAAUCUCAAAUAUAAAAUAUAUUUUGAUUUGUUUAACACUUCUUUCGUUACUGCAUAGUUUUGAUGUCUUCACUAUUAUUCUACAAUGUAGAAAAUAGUAAAAAAAUAAGAAAAACCCUUGAAUGAGUAGGUGUUCUAAAACUUUUGACCGGUAGUGUACAGUGGGGAAAAAAAGUAUUUAGUCAGCCACCAAUUGUGCAAGUUCUCCCACUUAAAAAGAUGAGAGAGGCCUGUAAUUUUCAUCAUAGGUACACGUCAACUAUGACAGACAAAAUGAGAAAAGAAAUCCAGAAAAUCACAUUGUAGGAUUUUUUAUGAAUCUAUUUGCAAAUUAUGGUGGAAAAUAAGUAUUUGGUCAAUAACAAAAGUCUCUCAAUACUUUGUUAUAUACCCUUUGUUGGCAAUGACACAGGUCAAACGUUUUCUGUAAGUCUUCACAAGGUUUUCACACACUGUUGCUGGUAUUUUGGCCCAUUCCUCCAUGCAGAUCUCCUCUAGAGCAGUGAUGUUUUGGGGCUGUCGCUGGGCAACACGGACUUUCAACUCCCUCCAAAGAUUUUCUAUGGGGUUGAGAUCUGGAGACUGGCUAGGCCACUCCAGGACCUUGAAAUGCUUCUUACGAAGCCACUCCUUCGUUGCCCAGGCGGUGUGUUUGGGAUCAUUGUCAUGCUGAUAGACCCAGCCAUGUUUCAUCUUCAAUGCCCUUGCUGAUGGAAGGAGGUUUUCACUCAAAAUCUCACGAUACAUGGCCCCAUUCAUUCUUUCCUUUACACGGAUCAGUCGUCCUGGUCCCUUUGCAGAAAAACAGCCCCAAAGCAUGAUGUUUCCACCCCCAUGCUUCACAGUAGGUAUGGUGUUCUUUGGAUGCAACUCAGCAUUCUUUGUCCUCCAAACACGACGAGUUGAGUUUUUACCAAAAAGUUCUAUUUUGGUUUCAUCUGACCAUAUGACAUUCUCCCAAUCCUCUUCUGGAUCAUCCAAAUGCACUCUAGAAAACUUCAGAUGGGCCUGGACAUGUACUGGCUUAAGCAGGGGGACACGUCUGGCACUGCAGGAUUUGAGUCCCUGGCGGCGUAGUGUGUUACUGAUGGUAGGCUUUGUUACUUUGGUCCCAGCUCUCUGCAGGUCAUUCACUAGGUCCCCCCGUGUGGUUCUGGGAUUUUUGCUCACCGUUCUUGUGAUCAUUUUGACCCCACGGGGUGCGAUCUUGUGUGGAGCCCCAGAUCGAGGGAGAUUAUCAGUGGUCUUGUAUGUCUUCCAUUUCCUAAUAAUUGCUCCCACAGUUGAUUUCUUCAAACCAAGCUGCUUACCUAUUGCAGAUUCAGUCUUCCCAGCCUGGUGCAGGUCUACAAUUUUUGUUUCUCAAUUUGUCUGUCAUAGUUGACCUGUACCUAUGAUGAAAAUUACAGGCCUCUCUCAUCUUUUUAAGUGGGAGAACUUGCACAAUUGGUGGCUGACUAAAUACUUUUUUCCCCCACUGUAUAUGCUAAUAAAAAUACAGUUUGACUAUAAAAAACUGAAACGGAAACACUAGAUCCAGAUAGUCUCACAAUGGAUUUCCUAAUUCCUGCAAGUCAACACAGUUUCUGGGAUGGGUACCUGCAGUUAGGCUAUAUGGACAGUUCUGGAGUUCUGCCACUGACUUCACACAUCCAUCCUAGACAUCAUAUAGUCCUAUCAUCCUGUCGCUUGACUUACAUUGUAUGACCCACACAGCUUCACCAAAGCGCUUCCACCCUUCUCACACUCAGUCAUUCUCUCUCUGUCAAUAACCAGCCAAGGAGCAUGUCCGGAGCAAACGGCAGAGCCGCACCUUUUUGGUGGAAAAUGUCAUAGGGGAGCUUUGGUCGGAACUGGAAGAAGGUAGAGUCUCUUUCUCUCUUUUACGCUUCUGUUUCUCUCUCUCUCCCUCCCUCGCUCUACAGUAUUUGCUCCUGCUGUUUCUUAUACUGCUGAUCAUGCAUCGUGCUGGUUAUUCGCUGCCCUGAAAAACAACAACAUCAUGCUUAUUGAGUGGGAGGAUCUACUCUACUUAAUAUCUUUCUAGUGUUUGCUAAUAACCUCAUGCUUUUACAGUCUAGUCGAUGACAUUUCUCUACUAAUCAAAUGCUUCCUGUAGGUUUGGCUGGAUGUUGACAUGUCAGUGAUCGUAUGGUUGAUUACAUGAUCACAUGGUGAUUACUGACCACUGUGACAGUGUGGGCAUGGUGAUAGUAGGUUAUCUACUGUAUAAAAAGACUGAAAUCCAGUAUACCAAUUGUCUUAUCCUCUAUCUCCCUCUUCCAUGCCACAGUGUUAUAGUAGCUACACUGUAUCUAGUUCGCCAGUACUCAUUUUGGGUUUUAGGCAAGAUGGCGUCAUGACUACUCAUGCUGAACAUCCACUGAGUGUGUCCCAAAAACAGAAGCGGCUUUUAAAGGAAAUUGUCACAAGUCAUGCUUCAGAGGCGUUAUUGGCUACCACUAUAGUCUUCUGCUACUUCUCCUCCAAUUACGUUUCUCUCUCUCCGUGUCCCCAGGUGACCGCUAUGUAGUGGUUGACUGUGGUGGCGGAACGGUUGACCUCACAGUCCAUCAGAUACGGCUCCCUGAGGGACAUCUCAAGGAGCUCUAUAAGGCCUCAGGUAAAGAGAAUGCUCAAUGCUCAUAUAGCAGCUCUCACUGAAUGCAUGUUACACUGAGAUGGAUCUAGGCAGUAUCCUCGAUACAAAAACAAUCACAUUCUUCUGGCUGUUCUAUCACAUUCUGGGGUGGAUGCAUGUGUAAAGGACGUCACACUGCUUGCUUAGCGAGUACCAUUUCCUCCUAAUUCGGCCCAUUCCUGACGCGAACUAGGGACCUCUGCCUAGCUAGCACACGCGACCUCCGUCCUGAAGUGUCUCACCAGUCUGCGCCACGCGAAAAGCUAGCUGAUCGCUGGCUCAAGUGGGGAAACUUCAAACUGAGGAGUAAAGUUCACGCAUACCCAUGUGCUAAACAUGGACUCCUAGACUAAAAAAAACACUUUAAAAGGAGAAGUUUAACAGUAGGCUUAAUCAGGGUCCAUGCAUCCCAUCUGUUCUGUGGACUCUAAGACUCGAGUCAUUUGAGCUGUUAUUGACCCUCAUUUUCGCUUCCUCAGGCGGUCCUUAUGGCUCCAUCGGUAUUGACUAUGAGUUUGAGAAGCUCCUGUGUAAGAUCUUCGGGCCCGACUUCAUCGAUCAGUUUAAGAUCAAGCGGCCAGCUGCCUGGGUGGAUCUGAUGAUUGCGUUUGAAUCCCGGAAACGGGCCGCGGCCCCGGACAGGACCAACCCCCUGAAUAUCAACCUGCCCUUCUCCUUCAUCGACUACUACAAGAAGUUCAGAGGUCACAGUGUGGAGCACGCCCUGCGCAAGAGCAAGUGAGUUUGUGUGUGUGCGUAUGUGAGUGUGUGUGUGUGAUUGCAGAGGAGGGUUAGAGGAUUGGUACAGGAUACAGAAUACACUGAAAAUCUAGAGCUCACUCAACUCUCUAUUGAGUGAUUACCCGAUUACUUAUUAUUUUCAUAUAGACUUGAUUGUGUGUUUUGGAUCAUUGUCUUGCUGCAUGACCCAGCUGCGCUUCAGCUUCAGCUCACAGACGGAUGGUCUGACAUUCUCCUGUAGAAUUCUCUGAUACAGAGCAGAAUUCAUGGUUCCUUCUAUUAAGGCAAGUCGUCCAGGUCCUGAGGCAGCAAAGCAUCCCCAAACCAUCACACCACCACCACCAUGCUUGACCUUUGGUAUGAUGUUCUUACUGUGGAAUGCAGAGUUUGGUUUCCGCCAGGCAUUACUGGAACCAUGUCGUCCAAAAAGUUAUACUUUUGAAUCAUCUGUCCAUAGAACGUUCUUCCAAGAGUCUUGAUGAUCAUCCAGGUGCUUUUUGGCAAACUUGAGUCAACUUUUUGCCUGGCGAAAACCAAACACUGCAUUCCACAGUAAGAACAUCAUACCAAAGGUCAAGCAUUGUGGUGGUGGUGUGAUGGUUUGGAGAUGCUUUGCUGCCUCAGGACCUGGACGACUUGCCUUAAUAGAAGGAACCAUGAAAUACUUUUUCAUAGCACUGUAUGACCAUUAUUAUCGAUUUGUUUGUAAAACUGUGUUAUAAAUUAGAUUAGAUACAUUUUAUUAUCCCACCAGUGGAAAUUCAUUUGGGUACAUGUGUUUAAAAACAGGACAUAGUACCAAAACACAUAAUGCAAUACGAUACAGUAAAAUGCAUAGAAAAAAGUGCAAUACAUAGUCUAUACAAUGAAGAUUACUUCUAUCAAUCAAUCAGUUGUCCAGGCACUGGCAAUGAUUAUCCAUUAUACAGUCUGUUCGUUUUAAUCUUCUAUUGUACAUGUCUUCCUCUUGUCAGACUGUUGCUGCUCUGACAGAAAUGCAAAGCUGUGUCACAAUGAAUGGAAGUUUCACCUCUCUCGUUUUCUAAUGACGGAAAUGGACAAGGGCAAUAAAUCCAUUCAUUGAUGUGCACUGUCACUCCUAUUAGUAUGCCCAGUAAGCCAACCAGGGAAUUCAGAAUUCACCACUUUUCCCCCUCCACCACCUUAGUCAGCUCAUUAAGAGAUGCGUCUGUUGUACAAUACAGUAGACUAGUGUCAUUAGCUGACUAAGUAUUCCCACUCAGGUUCAUUCAGUUCAAAUGACCUUGUAUAAGACACAAGUCUGAAAUGCUUCCUUCCUGCCUACACACAGUAGUAUGUACAGUAGUAGUGUUACACUAAUGAAUGUUUGGAUCAGUAUUGUGCUCUUGAAUUCACUAAAGAUGACUGAAUAACUAAAAAUAAACCUUGCAUUUAUAAAGAACCUGUCUCACUUUGAUACCAUCAUGUAGUCUGGCCGUUAACAGUACUGUCUUGCAUUAGUAUAGAUUUUCAUCCUGUAUUAAACACAUGGGACCCUUAAAGACAUUCAGAUGCCAGAAACCUGAACCUCCAGCGGUCCUGCGGGUCCUCUGUCUCAUAGUCAUAACUGUAAAUCAUGUAGGAUGUCUCACUGUGUUGCAAAAGCCUUUGUGUAAAAGAGAGAGGUCACUGGCAAGCACACACACACACACACAUCUAGGAUAAUUCUCGAAAGAUACCAGACGGAUUCUAUACACUCCUAUAAGAUCUGCUACAAUAAGAACACAGUGAGGGGGAUGAGUAUACAGUACAUGUAGAAGAACAGUGGUCUCAUGAGAGCUAAUGCAUGGAGACAGACACCACGUACAGUGAUGGAAAAAAGGAUUUGAUCCCCUGCUGAUUUUGUACGGUUGCCCACUGACAAAGACAUGAUCAGUCUAUAAUUUUAAUGGUAGGUUUAUUUGAACAGUGAGAGAAAGAAUAACACAUGUCAAAAAUGUUAUAAAUUGAUUUGCAUUUUAAUGAGGGAAAUAAGUAUUUGACCCCUCUGCAAAACAUGACUUAGUACUUGGUGGCAAAACCCUUGUUGGCAAUCACAGAGGUCAGACGUUUCUUGUAGUUGGCCAUCAGGUUUGCACACAUCUCAGGAGGGAUUUUGUUCCACUCCUCUUUGCAGAUCUUCUCCAAGUCAUUAAGGUUUCGAGGCUGACGUUUGGCUACUCAAACCUUCAGCUCCCUCCACAGAUUUUCUAUGGGAUUAAGGUCUGGAGACUGGCUAGGCCACUCCAGGACCUUAAUGUGCUUCUUCUUGAGCCACUCCUUUGUUGCCUUGGCCAUGUGUUUUGGGUCAUUGUCAUGCUGGAAUACAUAUCCACGACCCAUUUUCAAUGCCCUGGCUGAGGGAAGGAGGUUCUCACCCAAGAUUUGACGGUACAUGUGGUGAAGUUGUCCUGUCCCCUUAGCAGAAAAACACCCCCAAAGCAUAAUGUUUCUACCUCCAUGUUUGACGGUGGGGAUGGUGUUCUUGGGGUCAUAGGCAGCAUUCCUCCUCUUCCAAACACGGGGAGUUGAGUUGAUGCCAAAGAGCUUGAUUUCGGUCUCAUCUGACCACAACACUUUCACCCAGUUCUCCUCUGAAUCAUUCAGAUGUUCAUUGGCAAACUUCAGACGGCCCUGUAUACAGUGGGGGAAAAAAGUAUUUAGUCAGCCACCAAUUGUGCAAGUUCUCCCACUUAAAAAGAUGAGAGAGGCCUGUAAUUGUCAUCAUAGGUACACGUCAACUAUGACAGACAAAAUGAGAAAAAAAAUCACAUUGUAGGAUUUUUUAUGAAUUUAUUUGCAAAUUAUGGUUGAAAAUAAGUAUUUGGUCAAUAACAAAAGUUUCUCAAUACUUUGUUAUAUACCCUUUGUUGACAAUGACACAGCUCAAACGUUUUCUGUAAGUCUUCACAAGGUUUUCACACACUGUUGCUGGUAUUUUGGCCCAUUCCUCCAUGCAGAUCUCCUCUAGAGCAGUGAUGUUUUGGGGCUGUCGCUGGGCAACAAAGACUUUCAACUCCCUCCAAAGAUUUUCUAUGGGGUUGAGAUCUGGAGACUGGCUAGGCCACUCCAGGACCUUGAAAUGCUUCUUACGAAGCCACUCCUUCGUUGCCCGGGCGAUGUGUUUGGGAUCAUUGUCAUGAUGAAAGACCCAGCCACGUUUCAUCUUCAAUGCCCUUUUAUUUUUUUAUUUUUUUUAUUUCACCUUUAUUUAACCAGGUAAACCAGUUGAGAACAAGUUCUCAUUUACAACUGCGACCUGGCCAAGAUAAAGCAAAGCAGUGCGAUAAAAAAAACAACAACACAGAGUUACAUAUGGGGUAAAACAAAACAAAGUCAAAAAUCAAAAAUACAGAAACAGAAAUACAUAUAUAUACAGUGUGUGCAAAUUUAGCAAGUUAUGGAGGUAAGGCAAUAAAAUAGGCUAUAGUGCAAAAUAAUUACAAUUUAGUAUUAACACUGGAAUGAUGUGCAAGAGAUGAUGUGCAAAUAGAGAUACUGGGGUACAAAUGAGCAAAAUAAAUAACAAUAUAGGGAUGAGGUAGUUGGGCGGGCUAAUUUCAGAUGGGCUGUGUACAGGUGCAGUGAUCGGUAAGGUGCUCUGACAACUGAUGCUUAAAGUUAGUGAGGGAGAUAAGUGUCUCCAGCUUCAGAGAUUUUUGCAAUUUGUUCCAGUCAUUGGCAGCAGAGAACUGGAAGGAAUUUCGGCCAAAGGAGGUGUUGGCUUUGGGGAUGACCAGUGAGAUAUACCCGCUGGAGCGCAGACUACGGGUGGGUGUUGCUAUGGUGACCAAUGAGCUAAGAUAAGGCGGGGAUUUGCCUAGCAGUGAUUUAUAGAUGGCCUGGAGCCAGUGGGUUUGGCGACGAAUAUGUAGUGAGGACCAGCCAACAAGAGCGUACAGGUCACAGUGGUGGGUAUUAUAUGGGGCUUUGGAGACAAAACGGAUGGCACUGUGAUAGACAACAUCCAAUUUGCUGAGUAGAGUGUUGGAGGCUAUUUUGUAAAUGACAUCGCCGAAGUCAAGGAUCGGUAGGAUAGUCAGUUUUACGAGGGCAUGUUUGGCAGCAUGAGUGAAGGAGGCUUUGUUGCGAAAUAGGAAACCGAUUCUAGAUUUAACUUUGGAUUGGAGAUUCUUAAUGUGAGUCUGGAAGGAGAGUUUACAGUCUAACCAGACACCUAGAUAUUUGUAGUUGUCCACAUACUCUAGGUCAGACCCGUCUAGAGUAGUGAUUCUAGUCGGGUGGGCGGGUGCAAGCAGCGUUCGGUUGAAGAGCAUGCAUUUAGUUUUACUAGUGUUUAAGAGCAGUUGGAGGCUACUGAAGGAGUGUUGUAUGGAAUUGAAGCUCGUUUGGAGGUUUGUUAACACAGUGUCCAAUGAAGGGCCAGAUGUAUACAAAAUGGUGUCGUCUGCGUAGAGGUGGAUCUGAGAGUCACCAGCAGCAAGAGCGACGUCAUUGAUAUACACAGAGAAAAGAGUUGGCCCAAGAAUUGAACCCUGUGGCACCGCCAUAGAGACUGCCAUAGGUCCAGACAACAGGCCCUCCGAUUUGACACAUUGAACUCUAUCUGAGAAGUAGUUGGUGAACCAGGCGAGGCAGUCAUUUGAGAAACCAAGGCUAUUUAGUCUGCCAAUAAGAAUGCGGUGGUUGACAGAGUCGAAAGCCUUGGCCAGGUCAAUGAAAACGGCUGCACAGUACUGUCUAUUAUCGAUCGCGGUUAUAAUAUCGUUUAGGACCUUGAGCGUGGCUGAAGUGCCCUUGCUGAUGGAAGGAGGUUUUCACUCAAAAUCUCACGAUACAUGGCCCCAUUCAUUCUUUCCUUUACACGGAUCAGUCGUCCUGGUCCCUUUGCAGAAAAACAGCCCCAAAGCAUGAUGUUUCCACCCCCAUGCUUCACAGUAGGUAUGGUGUUCUUUGGAUGCAACUCAGCAUUCUUUGUCCUCCAAAACAACGAGUUGAGUUUUUACCAAAAAGUUCUAUUUUGGUUUCAUCUGACCAUAUGACAUUCUCCCAAUCCUCUUCUGGAUCAUCCAAAUGCACUCUAGCAAACUUCAGACGGGCCUGGACAUGUACUGGCUUAAGCAGGGGGACACGUCUGGCACUGCAGGAUUUGAGUCCCUGGCGGCGUAGUGUGUUACUGAUGGUAGGCUUUGUUACUUUGGUCCCAGCUCUCUGCAGGUCAUUCACUAGGUCCCCCUGUGUGGUUCUGGGAUUUUUGCUCACCGUUCUUGUGAUCAUUUUGACCCCACGGGGUGAGAUCUUGCGUGGAGCCCCAGAUCGAGGGAGAUUAUCAGUGGUCUUGUAUGUCUUCCAUUUCCUAAUAAUUGCUCCCAAAGUUGAUUUCUUCAAACCAAGCUGCUUACCUAUUGCAGAUUCAGUCUUCCCAGCCUGGUGCAGGUCUACAAUUUUGAUUCUGGUGUCCUUUGACAGCUCUUUGGUCUUGGCCAUAGUGGAGUUUGGAGUGUGACUGUUUGAGGUUGUGGACAGGUGUCUUUUAUACUGAUAACAAGUUCAAACAGGUGCCAUUAAUACAGGUAACGAGUGGAGGACAGAGGAGCCUCUUAAAGAAGAAGUUACAGGUCUGUGAGAGCCAGAAAUCUUGCUUGUUUGUAGGUGACCAAAUACUUAUUUUCCACCAUAAUUUGCAAAUAAAUUCAUUAAAAAUCCUACAAUGUGAUUUUCUGGGAAAAAAAUUCUCAAUUUGUCUGUCAUAGUUGACGUGUACCUAUGAUGAAAAUUACAGGCCUCUCUCAUCUUUUUAAGUGGGAGAACUUGCACAAUUGGUGGCUGACUAAAUACUUUUUUCCCCCACUGUAUGUGCUUUCUUGAGCAGUGGGACCUUGCGGGCGCUGCAGGAUUUCAGUCCUUCACGGCGUAGUGUGUUACCAAUUGUUUUCUUGGUGACUAUGGUCCCAGCUGCCUUGAGAUCAUUGACAAGAUCCUCCCUUGUAGUUCUGGGCUGACUCCUCACCGUUCUCAUGAUCAUUGCAACUCCACGAGGUGAGAUCUUGCAUGGAGCCCCAGGCCGAGGGAGAUUGACAGUUCUUUUGUGUUUCUUCCGUUUGCGAAUAAUCGCACCAACUGUUGUCAUCUUCUCACCAAGCUGCUUGGCGAUGGUCUUGUAGCCCAUUCCAGCCAUGUGUAGGUCUACAAUCUUGUCCCUGACAUCCUUGGAGAGCUCUUUGGUCUUGGCCAUGGUGGAGAGUUUGGAAUCUGAUUGAUUGAUUGAUUGCUUCAGUGGACAGGUGUCUUUUAUACAGGUAACAAACUGAGAUUAGGAGCACUCCCUUUAAGAGUGUGCUCCUAAUCUCAGCUCGUUACCUCUAUAAAAGACACCUGGGAGCCAGAAAUCUUUCUGAUUGAGAGGGGGUCAAAUAAUUAUUUCCCUCAUUAAAAUGCAAAUCAAUUUAAAACAUUUUUGACAUGCGUUUUUCUGGAUUUGUUGUUGUUGUUAUUCUGUCUCUCACUGUUCAAAUAAACCUACCAUUAAAAUUAUAUACUGAUCAUUUCUUUGUCAGUGGGCAAACGUACAAAAUCAGCAGGGGAUCAAACGUACAAAAUCAGCAGGGGAUCAAAUACUUUUUUCCCUCACUGUAUCUAUUGUUUUCCUACAGACAUACAUGUAUUCCAAAGAGAGCUCAAUGUGUUCAAUCUCCAUACAGAUAAUAUACCAAGAAGCACAAUGGGUAAACAUUUGUGAAAGAUGCAGGGAUUUUAUUAUAUUCAUUCAGACUGUAAAAAAAAUAAAAAAUAAAAAAGGUCCUAAAGUCAUUAUAGGCCACCUACUGACGAAGAAGGACGUCUGGUUCAGGGUGCAUUGUAUCAGUGCUUAUACAGUAGCCUACAAAUCUACUGGUAAUCAGAGCAGCGUCAAUAAUGGCAUGCUUAUCUGUCCUCUCUUCUCUCUGCAGUGUGGACUUUGUGAAGUGGUCCUCCCAGGGCAUGCUGAGAAUGAACCCUGAUGCCAUGAACGCCCUCUUCAAGCCCACCAUAGACCACAUCAUUCAGCACCUCAGUAAG
Molecule: messenger RNA, 25685 nt
Organism: Coregonus sp. 'balchen'
Lineage: Eukaryota; Metazoa; Chordata; Actinopteri; Salmoniformes; Salmonidae
Source: the annotation of a GenBank genome assembly